Messenger RNA from Fusarium proliferatum ET1, 684 nucleotides. RefSeq lists its product as uncharacterized. The record is from RefSeq and is a predicted model, not a curated record. NCBI's taxonomy places the organism in Eukaryota, Fungi, Ascomycota, Sordariomycetes, Hypocreales, Nectriaceae. The transcript has 3 exons. Bases 1 to 684 code for a protein of 227 amino acids.
AUGGCUAGCAUGGCUCCCUUCGGUUUGCCGUGCAUCUUAUACAUGCAUGACCGCAAACUACCCAGAUAUUCCAUCAAGUCCACCCCUCAUCGACGGAAUUUCGAGGGCCCCAAGGGUCUAGCUAUUUCUUUCCAAGCUCACCUCAGGCUCGGUCGUGUGGCCUCGUCCAAGAAAGAUUUUGAUCCAGAGUUGGGUCUCUUGACUUUAGUUCAGACCCCUGUUUAUCCAUCGCUCGUCACAGAGAGCGGUUGGUGCGCCGCCUCGUGCCCUCGCAAAGUUGAAAUUGCUACAUCUGUUGAUCGUGUUUCCCUCCACUCCCACCUCCCAUCCCAUACCAUCCCGCCCAUCUGGUUCCGUCUUCCGUCCGUCCUCCCGUUGCCUUCCCGCCUUGGAUCAAACUUGUUCCCCUUUGCUCCCGCACAUCGUCUCUACGCCGUCGCCGCACCAGCACUUUUGGGGCUCGAUAUAAAAGUGCUAGAUCAGUGCUACUGUUACGGUCCUCCUCUCGAUCAAACUACUGUGCUAGGUCACUGCCCAGCCCGCUCUCUAUCCACGAGAAACCCGAACCACCUCGCUUCGACCAACGCUAAAUCACACCGAGUCGCAUAUCCGUCCACCUUCGGCACCCCGUGGUACCUCUUGGCCGGUUUCCAUUUACUCAGCUACAACCUUCUAACCCCCUGA